ACUGCCUCCUCCCCUCUCCCUCCCCCGCCCGCUCCAAUGCCGCCGCCCAUGGCGCUCUCCGUCUCCGUCUCCGUCUCCUCCUCCGCCGCGGCCUUCGCCCCGCGCCACCGCCUCCCCGCGCCCCGUAGCCUCACCCGCGCCGCCCGCGCCUUCUCCACGGGCUACGCCGCGAGCUUCUACGGAGGCGCGGCGUCCGCGACCCGCACCCGCGGCCGCGACGAGGAGGAGGUCGGGGACGAGGACGGGUCGUCGUCGGGGUUCGGCGGGAUGUCGGCCUCAGAGGCGGCGAUGGCGCUGGAGGAGCGCGAGAUGCCGCCCUGCCCGCCCGGCCUCCGCCAGUACGAGACCAUGGUCGUGCUCCGCCCCGACAUGUCCGAGGAGGAGCGCCUGGCCCUCAUCCAGCGCUACGAGGAGCUGCUCGUGGCCGGGGGUGCCAUGUACGUGGAGGUGUUCAACAGAGGGGUCAUCCCACUGGCCUACAGCAUCAGGAAGAGGAACAGCAGGACCGGGCUGCCCUUCACCUACUACGAUGGCAUCUACCUCCUCUGGACCUACUUCACCAAGCCCGAGUCGGUGGACACCCUGCAGAUGAAGCUCAACGCUGAUGACGACGUCAUCCGCUCGACCAGCUUCAAGGUCCGCAAGAGGAGAGUCUACUAGAAAGGACGGUUGUGUAAGAUUGAUUUCAUCUCAACUUGGGACUGGAUUGAAGAAAGCUCCAGGUUUUGGUUUAUGUUUAUAUAAUACGAGAAUGCUGCUGCCUUGGGUGUAGAUGUAUGCCUCCUUUUGAAAUUGCUGUUGAGAGAAAAUGUUCAUCUGUCUUGUUUAUAUUUGUACAAAUUCAUGAUUGCC
Molecule: messenger RNA, 852 nt
Organism: Triticum dicoccoides
Lineage: Eukaryota; Viridiplantae; Streptophyta; Magnoliopsida; Poales; Poaceae
Product: 30S ribosomal protein S6 alpha, chloroplastic-like
Exons: 2
Coding region: 37-660 (207 amino acids)
Biological process (GO): translation
Cellular component (GO): ribosome
Molecular function (GO): structural constituent of ribosome; small ribosomal subunit rRNA binding
Source: RefSeq, a predicted model, not a curated record